GUCGCGGACGAAAUGGAAUAUUAGACAUGCAAUCUAACGGUAGUAGAAGAAGAGAAGUAGAUCAUCUCCCUCUCCUUUUCCGAUCGCCACUUCUGUGUCCCCGGCUUUUCCUCUCAGUCCCUCGCAUAGUUUCUUCCUUAUCCUCCCCCUCCCCUCCUCCUUUUCUCCCUCACUCGCUUUCCGUCUGUGUCUCGCGCUCUCGGAGUGUCUGCUCCGAGUUCCUGGUUGGAUAAUUUGGGUUAAUACUAGUGAGUGAGGUUUUUGCGGCUUCAAAGGGUAUUUCAAGUUUCCGGAGCUCCUCCCCUCUGCACCGUGUGACAACAACAACUCGUCCAGCCGGCAGCCUGCACUUUUCAGCUCAUUUUCUCUCUGUCAUUCCCCUCUCAAUCUUUGAUCAAUGUACUUGCCAGGGAGAACCCAAGUCCUUCAAACCUCCUCCUUUUCACCUUCAUCCUUAACUUUGUGCUAGAGCGGGACCCACACAACAACAGCCGACCCUCCCCGCCCCCGCCCCCCCCCCAAACCAGCCCCCGAUCCCAGCCCCCGGAGAGGACUCGCAUUUCGACUUGCGGGACACUUUUGUGCGUUUCUCUCCAGAGCGCCUCUCGCGCUCGCCCCUCCUGCACUCGCUCUUUCUUACCCUCACCUCCUUUUUCCCCCCUUUCUCUCCCUUUCUCCUUCUCGUUCUCCCCUAGAGUUGUUGUUCUCGUUGCCCCCUAGCUCCUUCUCCCCCCUUUUCCCCCUUCCCCUCCCCGGGGUGUGUGGCAACUUUCCCCCUCGCUUCUCCUUCUUCUGUUUCCCCUUAUAUGUGACCAUGGCAGUGCCGGCGGCUUUGAUCCCUCCGACCCAGCUGGUCCCCCCUCAACCCCCGAUCUCCACGUCUGCUUCCUCCUCCGGCACCACCACCUCCACCUCCUCGGCGACCUCGUCUCCGGCUCCGUCCAUCGGGCCCCCGGCGUCCUCAGGGCCAACUCUGUUCCGGCCGGAGCCCAUCGCUUCGGCGGCGGCGGCGGCGGCGGCGGCGGCGGCCACAGUCACCUCCACCGGCGGCGGCGGCGGCGCGGGCAACGGAGGCGGCGGCGGCGGCGGCGGCGGCGGCAGCAACUGCAACCCCAGCCUGGCGACCGCGAGCAGCGGCGGCGGCGGCGGCGGCAGCGGCGGCGGCGGCGGCGGCAUUAGCGCCGGCGGCGGCGGCGCCUCCAGCACCCCCAUCAACGCGAGCACCGGCAGCAGCAGCAGCAGCAGCAGUAGCAGCAGCAGCAGUAGCAGCAGCAGCAGCAGCAGCAGCAGUAGCAGCAGCAGCUGCGGCCCCCUCCCCGGGAAACCCGUGUACUCGACCCCGUCCCCAGUGGAAAACACCCCUCAGAAUAAUGAGUGCAAAAUGGUGGAUCUGAGGGGGGCCAAAGUGGCUUCCUUCACGGUGGAGGGCUGCGAGCUGAUCUGCCUGCCCCAGGCUUUCGACCUGUUCCUGAAGCACUUGGUGGGGGGCUUGCACACGGUCUACACCAAGCUGAAGCGGCUGGAGAUCACGCCGGUGGUGUGCAAUGUGGAACAGGUUCGCAUCCUGAGGGGACUGGGCGCCAUCCAGCCCGGAGUGAACCGCUGCAAACUCAUCUCCAGGAAGGACUUCGAGACCCUCUACAAUGACUGCACCAACGCAAGUUCUAGACCUGGAAGGCCUCCUAAGAGGACUCAAAGUGUCACCUCUCCAGAGAACUCUCAUAUCAUGCCACAUUCUGUCCCUGGCCUCAUGUCUCCUGGGAUAAUCCCACCAACAGGUCUGACAGCAGCAGCCGCAGCAGCUGCCGCUGCUACCAAUGCAGCCAUCGCUGAGGCAAUGAAGGUGAAAAAAAUAAAAUUAGAAGCCAUGAGCAACUAUCAUGCCACUAAUAGCCAACAUGGAGCAGAUUCCGAAAAUGGGGACAUGAAUUCGAGUGUCGGACUGGAACUUCCUUUCAUGAUGAUGCCCCAUCCUCUAAUCCCUGUCAGCCUACCUCCAGCAUCUGUCACCAUGGCAAUGAGCCAGAUGAACCAUCUCAGCACCAUUGCAAAUAUGGCAGCAGCGGCCCAAGUUCAGAGUCCCCCAUCCAGAGUUGAGACAUCUGUCAUUAAGGAGCGUGUCCCAGACAGCCCUUCACCUGCCCCCUCUCUGGAGGAGGGCCGGAGGCCUGGGAGCCACCCAUCAUCCCAUCGGAGCAGCAGCGUGUCCAGCUCCCCAGCACGGACUGAGAGCUCCUCGGACAGAAUCCCUGUCCAUCAGAAUGGAUUGUCCAUGAACCAGAUGCUGAUGGGUUUAUCACCAAACGUACUCCCUGGGCCCAAAGAGGGAGAUUUGGCUGGUCAUGAUAUGGGACAUGAAUCGAAAAGGAUGCAUAUUGAAAAAGAUGAGACCCCGCUUUCCACACCAACCGCAAGAGACAGCCUCGACAAACUUUCUCUAACUGGGCAUGGACAACCACUACCUCCAGGUUUUCCACCUCCUUUCCUGUUUCCUGAUGGACUGUCUUCCAUAGAGACCCUUCUGACUAACAUACAGGGGCUCUUGAAAGUUGCCAUAGAUAAUGCCAGAGCUCAAGAAAAACAAGUCCAACUGGAAAAAACAGAGCUGAAGAUGGAUUUUUUAAGGGAAAGAGAACUGAGGGAAACACUCGAGAAGCAGUUGGCUAUGGAACAAAAGAAUAGAGCCAUAGUUCAAAAGAGACUAAAGAAGGAGAAGAAGGCAAAGAGAAAAUUACAGGAAGCCCUGGAAUUUGAGACAAAGCGACGUGAGCAAGUAGAACAAACACUAAAACAGGCAGCUUCUACGGAUAGUCUCAGGGUCUUAAAUGACUCUCUGACCCCAGAGAUAGAAGCUGACCGCAGCGGCAGCAGAACAGAUGCUGAAAGGACAAUACAAGAUGGAAGACUGUAUUUGAAAACUACUGUCAUGUACUGAAUUUUUCCUGUUGAAGAAAUCCAUGUUAUAGUAAAGAACUUUGCAGACAUUCGUCAUUGGAAAGUUCGGAAAAAAAUAAAAGUCCUUUUAAGGGAACUUCCUCAAUUUUGUGUAUUAAUGUUCUUUAAAAGUUUAAGUAUUCUACAAAAACAAACAGUUUCCUCCAUUGAUUUUCACCUGUGGUUCAUACCAGAGACCUGAGAAUGUUUGUAAAUGUACAGGUAUCCAACUUCUUACAGUUAAAAAUUGCAACUUUGCUGCUGGACACUUGUAUACCGAGUUAAAGGCAGGUCUGAGUAAGGCCUCGCUUUGGGUUUUUUUUUUUUUUUUUUUUUUUUUUUUAAUGGAAUGAACAUUUUCCUCCUCUGAAAAUUCUGUAUCUGAGUACAUCAAGAGACUCUUGUACCAGUUGUCACCCAGACUUACAGAAUUAUGUCCUCCAGAAACCAGCAAGAAAACUUGGAAAUGAACUUGUAGGGGGCAUAGAGGAUUCCUAAAAAAACAAAAAAACAAAAACAAAAACAAAAACAACAAAAAAACACAAAAAAAUAAAUAAAACAAAAAAAAACAAAAAAAAUCAGUAAAUCAAAGAGUAAUAUUCUAUUACAUUCGAUUUUAAACUAAUUGUGGGUUUUCUCCUGAAGAUUUUUUUCACAUACUUCCAAAAGACCAACAAAUGGAUGUUGACAACAACCCAGUGAAAUACCAUUUUGCAUAUCUGAAAAGAAGCAUUGAAUAUAAGCCAAAAGGUUUCACUGAAGGUCUUUUUUCUUAAAAAAAAAAAAAAAAAAGUAACAUGUUUUCAUUCCAAACUGGUAGUGGCAUAGAGAAUUUAAAAUAAUAAUGAUGCUUCUUAUUCAAACUGUUGGUCACAUGUACAGUAUAUAAACAUAAAACAUACAAGGAAGGUAUUAUGUAUGCAGUAGUAUACUAGAGUUUAGGAAAAUGAGAAUUUUAGAAAAUAUGUUUUGUCACCCUGUUAGUCAGAAAGACACCUUUCUGGUUUUAACGCAUGCAGGCAUGUAAAUAUUCGUCUGGAGUCACAGUAUUAAUGAAUGAGAUCUUAAGCAUCUGGUGACAUCAGAACUCUGUCAGCCACUUUUAUUUGUAUAUUGAACCCUAGUUAGUGCCCCAAACUGCACUAUUGAGAAUGGAUUGUGGCUGAACAGUAAAUCAAAACACCAGAAAUAUUUUUAUAUGUUAAUGUCAUAUUAUGUUAAUGUUGCUGAAAAACAGACCCUAACAAACCCUUGAUGUAUCAGUCCAAUACCAUGUAGCACUGAGUGAUAAAGUUAAAAUGUGUUGUGCUUCCCCACCCCCGGUCAGAGGGAAGGGUGCCUAUGUGUUAUUUUCACUGUCUUUUUGAAAGUUACAGUAUGUAUUUUCACUUUUGUGCAGAUAACUGGAAGUAAAGCUGCAACAGUGCUUAUUACACACUGAAGUUACCUUCUCUUUGUUUUUCCUAAUCUGGAGUUACACCUUUAAAGACUGAUAUUAUGAAUCAGUACAGUCGCUGUGCAUUUUAUGAUUUUGCUGUCAUCUUAAAAUUUUAUGAUCAUAGCAUUAUUUAUUACCAUAAAUAGCAAAAUCUGAAAUGUCCAAGAAAACUAGCUUAAAAAUGUGUUUAAAGAUAGUUCUGAUUCGGUGUUAAUUAUUUGGUUAAGAGAAGAAAUUAACAUUACGGAUACUCUGGCACUAAGCUUCUGUAGUUUUUAGGUCUUCCUUGCAAUACUGGAACAUAUUUCUUUUGUGUAGUUUGCUAUUAACCCACUAAGUCCAUUUUUUUACUACAAUGAAAAAGUUAUAUAUACAGUUCCUAUUUUAGCUUGCUUGAAAGGGAGCAAUAUUUUUAUUUAAAAUACUGUUAGUAAAUGCUCUGUAGAAACUUGGUUUUCGAGGCAUCAUUCUUCCAUACCCAUCUUUUGUUGUUUGAGCACAAGAGAUUCUAGUCCUUGUUGUAUGUAUUUCUUGUUUUUCCCUGUACACAGUCUUUAAAGGAUUACAACACUUAAAAUUGGAGGGACUUGUGGCAAGCUUUUGAACCAUACAUUUUUUAAAAGAUUUUUUAAAAAGCCUACAACUUACCUAAGUAGUAGAAUCGACCAUUGCUCUGCUCCUUGCAUAGAGUCCCCUGUUAACUAGGUUAAAUAGUUUUAAUAUGCAUACUUUCGAGACCCUUGAGAAUGCUUUAGUGUUUGGUUUGAUAUAAAAGGAAUUUUAGCAAGGAUUAAAGAAAGAAGCUAUCAGCUCUAUGUUAAGAGAAUCUUACUAACAUGUUGUAAAUAUUACAAUUCAUGAAAUGUUAUUUUAAGUCUGUAACUUAAGUUGUUUCUCCUUUUUUAGUUAUACAGGUUGGUUUGGAAUUUGUUUUCAUUUCGGGUUGGUUUGUUUUUUUUUUUGGUAUAAACAAGUAAAAUUGUGCCCAUUUUAUGGUUUCCAUGCUUUUGUAAUCCUACAAAUAUUAACGUCUAGUUGUUCUAUAUUAUAACCACAUUUGCGCUCUAUGCAAGCCCUUGGAACAGAACAUACUCAUCUUCAUGUAGGACCUAUGAAAAUUGUCUAUUUUUAUCUAUAUAUUUAAAGUUUUCUAAAAAUGAGAAAAGGUUAUUACGAAUUUUGUUGUACAAAAUCUGUACAAAAAUCUGUUUUUACAUCAUAAUGCAAGAAUUGGAAAUUUUUCUAUGGUAGCCUAGUUCUUUGAGCCUGGUUUCAAUGUGAGAACCACGUUUACUGUUAUUGUAUUUAAUUUUCUUUUUUCUUUUCAACAAUCUCCUAAUAAAACUGUCUGAAAUCUCCCUGUGACUUUA
Lontra canadensis (Northern American river otter) is the source of this 5742-nucleotide messenger RNA. It is a transcript of the gene DACH1, whose product is annotated as dachshund family transcription factor 1. The coding region runs from base 815 to 2935 and encodes 706 amino acids. The record is from RefSeq and is a predicted model, not a curated record. NCBI's taxonomy places the organism in Eukaryota, Metazoa, Chordata, Mammalia, Carnivora, Mustelidae. The transcript is spliced from 11 exons.